This is a messenger RNA of Penaeus chinensis, 4933 nucleotides long. Its product is annotated as mitochondrial-processing peptidase subunit alpha-like. The transcript has 12 exons. The record is from RefSeq and is a predicted model, not a curated record. Gene Ontology annotation, molecular function: metal ion binding. The coding region runs from base 48 to 1652 and encodes 534 amino acids. Gene Ontology annotation, cellular component: mitochondrion. Lineage: Eukaryota; Metazoa; Arthropoda; Malacostraca; Decapoda; Penaeidae.
UCCCCUUCCUCACAUGUGUUUUUGGAGUCUAUGAUAGCGUCUGCUUCAUGUUGAUCUCAAACGUGAAUAUGUUGAGGCUCUGCGUAAAAAAUAUACCUCUCAGGAGCUGUGGUUCUCAGAUAGUACGGCGGUGCUCAGGUGACGUGAAAACAGCAAGCAAAGCACCUGACAUUACUAAAGUACCUCUGAGCAAGACUGUUGAAUGGUUGCCUCGACCUGUAUAUGCGUCAGUGUCUAGUACACCAGCUCAGACACAAGUAACAACUCUUGAGAAUGGCCUGCGUGUGGCAUCUGAGCCAAAGUUUGGCAACUUCUGCACAGUUGGAGUUGUCAUUGACAGUGGCAGUAGAUAUGAGGUGGCAUAUCCAAGUGGAAUCUCUCACUUCCUUGAAAAACUUGCUUUUGGUCGGACCGUUAACAUGACCCGCGAUGACAUCAUGGGAAAGUUUGAGAGACUUGGCGGAAUUUGUGACUGCCAGUCUUCGAGGGACACAUUUAUUUAUGCUACUUCAGUGGAAUCCAAGGGUAUGCCUGAAGCAGUAGAAGUGUUAGCGGAAGUUGUCCUCCGUCCUCAGCUGCUGCCUGAAGAGGUUACAGAUGCAAGAAUGGCAGUGACUUUUGAUUUGGAGGACCUGCAGCUCAGGCCAGAGAAAGACACUUUGCUGAUGGAAAUGAUACAUGCUGCUGCAUACAGAGACAACACUCUUGGGCUUCCCAAGAUCUGCCCACCAGAGAAUGUGAUGAAGAUUGACAGGUCAACCCUUUUCACCUACCUGAAGAAACACCACACACCCUCCCGCAUGGUUCUAGCAGGUGUGGGGGUCAACCAUGAUGCUCUCGUCGAGUGUGCACAGAAACACUUUGUGGAGCAUCAGUCCAUCUGGGAAAUGGAGCCAGCAUUGGGGAGUUCUCGCACCAUUGAAGUGGACCGGUCAGUGGCUCAAUACACGGGCGGGAUUAUUAAGGAAGAUGCAGAUCUCUCUGAUGUAUCACUGGGCCCAAACCCUCUGCCAGAAUUAGCACACUUAGUAAUUGGUUUAGAGUCUGUUGGCCACCAGCACAAAGACUUUGUUACGUGUUGCGUCUUGAAUAUGAUGAUGGGAGGAGGCGGAAGCUUCAGUGCAGGUGGUCCUGGCAAGGGCAUGUACACACGUCUCUAUACAAAUGUUCUUAAUAGAUACCACUGGAUGCACAAUGCAACUGCAUACAACCAUGCAUACAGUGACAGUGGUCUCUUCUGUAUCCAUGCCUCAGCCCACCCCUCUCACCUAGGAGAACUCACACAGGUGUUGACCCGGGAGUUUGCUGCAAUGGCAGGACACGUCGGGAAGGAGGAACUACAGCGUGCAAAGGUGCAGCUCCAGUCAAUGCUGUUGAUGAAUCUAGAAAGUCGUCCCGUAGUUUUUGAAGAUAUUGCUCGCCAGGUGUUAGCCACAGGUCAUAGGCUACAGCCACAGCAUUUUAUGGAUCUUAUUAAAAAUGUGACUGCUGAUGAUAUAGUCAGAACUGCGGGACAGAUGUUGCGAGGAAAGCCGGCUGUGUCUGCUUUAGGAACACUUGAUCGUCUACCAAACAUCUCAGAUAUUGAAAGUGCAUUAUUACAGAAGGAUGGACAAUUACCUUCCAGAAGGAGAUUCACAAUUUUCCGAUAACUAUGUUUCCUUAAUACCACUGAAUAUAUUGAUCAUUAGUGUUGCAGAUAAGUAGGGAGACUAAAAUAAUGUACGUAGAGUUUCAUGUGCUCAGUAUCAGUCUAGCAUUGUGGAUAUUUGAGUGUCUGUGGAUGUCUGCUGUGAAAGCUCAUUUCUAUUCUUCAGGGAUAUUUGGCAUGUUAUGUGUCACAGUUAUUCAUGUAUGGAUGGCAUCCUUAGAUAAUGUGAAUGUGGCUGACACUGAUAAUGAAGUGCAACGGAAACUUUUAAUUUACUAGUCUUUUCUAAGAAAAUGUGAUAAGGACAAACAGGUUUAUAAAGUUUGCAUUCAAGGCGAGGAAGAAUUAUGUAGAUAUAGAGAGAAAAAAUAUUUUUUACAUGAUGUCCACAAGGUUCUGGAAUAGGAUAGUAAACAGAAUAUCAAAGCAAGACUAUUGUGCAACAAUGUAAAUAUAUUAAGAGUUUUAUUUGUUAGGUGCCAAAAUAAAUGGCUCCUUGUUGCUCACAAGCUCAAAGAAUUUAAAGAUAUAAAGAAAAGCAUAUAGAAGUGUGAAUACCAGUUUUUGCCAGAAAAAUGGCUUUAUUAUAAAUCAUAAUUUUUUAUAUAUAUUCUUUGUUAUGUUUUAUAACUUUAACAUCUAGAAGCAUUCAACAUCUUGGAUCACGGGAGGCACGUUUUUUGAGGCUCCAAAGACCAAACCUCAACUGAAAACUCUCUUUCUGUUAUUUGGCUCGUACUAGAUUAACAAAAAUUAAUGCAGAAUGGUCUUUUUCCUUUGUUCUGUUGAUUUAACUUGUUUAUUUUUCUUUCUCUCUCUCAAGUACAGGAAAUUUGUGCAACAAGGUCAUGACUUAAGGCUAAUAUUUCCCUCUCUUACUCAAGAUCUUAGCAGUGUGGAUAUACUGUACUCAGAAUAUUAUAUAAAAAGGAGUUGGCUGUGGGUCAGUUAGUUCACAUUGCAUAAAUGCAAGGGAAAUGAUGGGUGUAGGUAAUGUUAAGCUCAGUAGUAUCACAAGAUACUUUGGAUGUGAUUUCAAGGAUAGGAUUGUAUUCAGAAUGAAGUGGAGAACAAAAGGCAUAAUUAUGAGGGCACUAAGGUGUACAUUUUAGCAAUUCUAAAAUGAAGAUUAGGAAUAUCCAAUUUGUUAAUCUUUCAACUGCAAAUAAUAAAAAAUGGUCCACAGUUUAUUGCCUGCUUAGUGGACUUCAAUUUGAAGUUGUAGAAAGAAAAACAAAAAACAGAUGUUAAACUAAUGUUUACAUUGAAAAGACUAUUGAGCCCAAUAUGUUAGAGCAUGUAGUAGAGAAAGGUUGGGCAACAGGAUUAGUAAAUUAGUUAAAUUUCCUAGAGAAGGGAGGGGCACAGAGGAAAAAAGACCUGAAAAAAAAAAUAUAUAUAUUUUAGGGAAUUAAUACAUUUGGCUUCAGACUUAUUCAUCAUAGUUCUAAAGAAUGUCUAAGAUUUGGUAUAUGAUUAAUGUAGGUUGCAUGGAAAGCAUCAGCUGGCAACUGAUAUGCCUUAUUAACUAUUUUACAUUUAAAAUAGUAGGGGUUUGCAUCUAGGAUUUUGAUGUCAACCAUUUUUUCCACAUAUGGAUUGUGUAAUGUUGCUAAAAUUCCAAUAUUAUGAAUAUGGCUUGUCAUUUGCUUUAAUGCUAUGUGGCCUCGUCAGGUGACCAAAAUGAGCCAUGGUAUCCUCUGCCUAACCACAGUACAUUGCUUUUGUAAGGGAUGGGUCAUCUCUAAAUAUCUUUCAGGUAUACAAGUCUUCACUAUUUCAGCAAACAUUGAGAGUUAUGGAUGCCUGUCUGACUGCACUGAGCUGAUGAUCUGAAUUAUAAUUGUCUCUGUAAUAAGUUACAAAACCUCAUAAGCAUUUUUUGAAGGGAACUCUAAAACCAGCUGGGUUUAUGUAUAAGAAUACUCAUGUAAAUCUGAUUUGUGUUUUUUUUUUUAUGACAAAAAAAUCAUCUUAAAAUAUUCACUUGCUUUAUGAUUUAGGCAUUUUUACAGUAAAAGAAUACUCAGGAAAAAGAACAAAGAAGUAUGCAUUCAUAGUUAAUCAGUUUAGAAACUUUAAAAGCAAAUAGUUAACCAUAAGAAGCUAAGUGAUGACAGAAUACCAUUGCACAAUUGUGAUAUAUAAUAGUGGAGUGUUCAAGUUAAAAAAAAAUAGAAAAAGAAAAUAGACACAAUAUAGUGUAAAGUUCAGAUACCCUUUCUCCUGUUAUCACAAAGUAUGUAAUGGUAUUAUAUUUGUGUUUCCUAAAAGAAAUUGGUUUACUAUGAGACGAAAGUUUAGUGCCUUUCGAGAAUAUUACUACAUAAUAAUGUGGUUUGAUCUUUCAUUGUUCAUCCAAAAUUGUCUCAGAUGUGGAAUGAUUUUUUGACUGAAAAAUUUAGCAGUUACUAAUAGAAGUGUACAUAAAUUAUGUACACUUCUCAAUUACACAGCGAACCCAUGUCCAACUUCUGUUUUGUUUUGCUUUGGGAUGUUUUUUUCAUGAAUCCAAGUUCGUAAAUAUGUAAGAAAACGUCAGAUGGAGUAUUCUUUACUCAUCUUAAGGAAUGUAUUCCAUGCAGUUACAGUUUCUGUUAAUGAAUAACCUGGAUAUUGUCUGCAGAAGUAUGGAAAAUUCAAUUCAUAUUCCAUUAAGAGAAGGAAAUGAAGAAUGUUGUUGAAUAUUAUUAAAUCUAAUUGUUUAGGAAUUUGGUAUCAACAGAAAAUGGGGAAAAAAUAAUGAUUGUACAUUUGCACAGAUGUAAAUGAAAGAAUAAAUUUUUAAAAAUCUUUUUUAUAUCGGUUGGAAUGGGCAAACAUUAAUUAAGAGAUAAUGGGAAGUCAUUUUAAUUGCUGAAUCAAAUUAUGUGCACACAUUUGGAGCUUAAGGAUCAUUAUUGUAUUAAUGUGUGUGAUUGGGUUUUGUACUUCAAAGGUUCUGUUUUGUAGGUUUUGUAAUCGCCCAAUCCAUCAGAGCCCAUUUUAUGCCUUUGUAGUAUUAUUGGUAAUAUUGUUAUCAUUUGUAUGAUCAUGCUUAUUGUUCUCUUUGAUAUCAUUUUGUUUAUGGUCAUUAUUAUUAAUAGGCAUUUAUUUUUAUACGUGUUUCGAUCUUCAGAAUUGUUGUAUAAAUUAUCAGUCACACAAUAUUUUCACGUAUUCCUUAUUGGAGUUCAUCUUUUUCUCAUUGUGGAAUAUGCUGCUGCUUGGGCCAGGGCUACUGCAGUCUUGUAUCAUGUUGUAAAUAUGUAAAAGAUUUGUAAUAAAAAAUGUUGCUCAGUU